Molecule: messenger RNA, 711 nt
Organism: Geodia barretti
Lineage: Eukaryota; Metazoa; Porifera; Demospongiae; Tetractinellida; Geodiidae
Source: the annotation of a GenBank genome assembly
AUGGCCUCGCUGCGAUUGCCCGGUAAACCGCUCGCCGAUAUCGCCGGUCGGCCGAUGAUCGUGCACGUGCUGGAGCGUGCCGAAGCUGCGGCGAUCGGCCCCGUGGUCGUCGCCUGCGCCGAGCCUGCGAUCGCCGAUGCAGUCGAGAGCGCCGGCGGGCGCGCGGUGCUCACGCGCCCCGAUCACGCCUCGGGCUCCGACCGGAUUUUUGAGGCCUUGCAGGCGAUCGAUCCGGCGGGCGAGCACGACGCCGUCGUCAACCUGCAGGGCGACCUGCCCACCCUCGCCCCGGCGUUGCCGGCCCGAGCGCUCGCACUGUUGGCGGACCCCGCCGUUGAUGUCGGCACGCUCGCAGCCGAGAUCGCCGAUCCGGCGGAGCGGUCGGACCCGAACGUGGUCAAGGCCGUUGUCUCGUGCCAACCGGGCAGCACCCAGGGCCGCGCGCUCUAUUUCACCCGCGCGACCGCGCCCUCGGGCGAAGGCCCGCUCUGGCACCAUAUCGGCCUCUACGCCUAUAGACGCGAGGCGCUCGCCCGCUUCGUCACGCUUCCGCCCAGCCCGCUGGAGCGGCGCGAGCGGCUGGAGCAGCUUCGCGUGCUUGAAGACGGGAUGCGUAUAGAGGUCGCCUUCGUCGACACGGUCCCGCUCGGCGUCGAUACGCCGGCACAGCUCGCGCGGGCGCGGGCGCUGAUCGCGGGCAAAUUGGAGUGA